Brassica napus (rape) is the source of this 765-nucleotide messenger RNA. RefSeq lists its product as uncharacterized. Lineage: Eukaryota; Viridiplantae; Streptophyta; Magnoliopsida; Brassicales; Brassicaceae. The transcript is spliced from 2 exons. The record is from RefSeq and is a predicted model, not a curated record. Bases 133 to 765 code for a protein of 210 amino acids.
UAUAAAGACCCCCCAGUAGACUAGCGAAUAUACACAUUAUCAAGAGACUCAUGCAUGAGGGUUAAAAUCUAAUGGAGUUUUUGUUAGUAUAAAAAUUUAAUUUUGAUUAACCGAGUGACCAUCAUCAUCAUCAUGUUACUGAGAACCACAUCUGCUCCAAUACUCAACUCAUGGCUACAACAACACUGCUCGAGAGAAUCGUCACCGGAGCCGGAGUCACUGCUCCAGCCCCGAAACAGAUCGUUGUCUCUUCUCGCUUCAAAGUCCAUAGAUGAACACACUGGGGAGAUAUUGCACCAAGCUUUCUCUGAGCACAGGGAAAGCGUUCUUAAAUCAAGUUACAACGUACAUGACAGCAGUAACGUAUUACCACGAAAGCAACGAAGGUCAUCGUUAGAUGAAAGUUCCCAUGGAACAGCCUACAACGGAAAGAUUUUGGAUCCGUCCUCGAACCUUUUAACGGAAAGACUGUUCUCGGGCUCUAGGCUGGGAGAGAAGGUCAGUGAUGUUGAAGAUCAUCCGGAGGCUCUUGUGAUGGGUGGUGGUGGUGGUAUGGGGAGCAGCGGCGUCAAGAUCUGUAACGGCGGAGAUGACAGUGGAAGAAGUGGAAGUGAGGACGCCACCGAUGUGUAUUACCGGGAGAUGAUCAACUUGACACCUGGAAAUUCGCUUCUGACCGGAAACUACGCCAAGUUUUUGAAAGAGCUAUGUGCAAGCUUCAUACGCAAGGUUUUUUGUGGGAUGUGGAGGAUGACGAGAAUAUGA